AUGUCGGAUCAAUUAAGUUCUCUCGUAUCCCAAAAGUCGUCUGACUCGGGCCUCCAUAUCCAACUGCACCCUUUGAUCCUCCUCACAAUCUCCGACCACAUUACCAGGCAUGCCGCACGGUCGCAGAGAGGACCCAUUCUCGGAGCUCUACUCGGCCAACAGAACGGACGUGAGAUAACACUAGAGCAUGCAUUCGAAUGUAUUGUGGAAGAAGGACCAAACGGCGACCCUCAACUACCAAACGAAUGGUUUAACGAAAGAGUCAAACAAUUCAAGGAUGUACACAAAGCCCCUGCGCUUGAUCUUGUUGGGUGGUGGUCAACGGCUCCCCCAUCCGGUCCAAACAUAACUCAUCUCCCGAUUCAUCGCCAAAUCCUCCAAGACUACAACGAAUCCGCAGUGUUUCUCGCAUUCCAUCCAUCUCAGGUGGAGGGCGCGUCGGCAAACGGUGGUAAACUACCACUAACGAUCUAUGAGAGCGUCUACGAGGGCGAUAAUGCCGCCGAAAGCGAGAAAACGAUGCAGGUGGACGGCGAAGAACAGUCACUGAGCAUACGAUUCCGGGAGCUGCCAUAUUUUGUGGAAACCGGGCAGGCCGAAAUGAUAGGCAUCGAUACUGUUGCUAGAAGUGCGAGAAACGCGGCUGUUGAUGGCCCGACUACACUCUCUUCUGGUCAAAGUGCACUGAAUAAGAAAGACAAUAGUAAAGAACAGUCGACAGAUUCUACCGUGCUGUCACCGGAGGAAGAAGAAUUAAUCGCCAGCCUCAACACCCGACUAAAUGCGAUCCGGACCCUAGAAACCCGGAUCUCGCUGAUAAAAUCAUAUGUCGCCAGUAUAUCCCCAGCAUCUGAAGGCAGUAAUGAACAGAAGGCAACAACAUCAACAGCGACUCUAUCUCUUCCGAUUCUCCGAAACAUCAACUCCCUCCUCUCACACUUAUCUCUCCUCAACCCACAAGAGCAAAGCGCCUUCUCAGCCGAAGUUCUCGCCCAGAGCAACGAUGUUCACCUAGUCGCGCUCCUCGGCCAACUAAGCAAUAGUAUCAAUACUAUGCGGGAACUAGGAAAGAGGACCGCUAUUCUCAAUAGCAUAAGGAGAAGUAACGUCUCUCGAAAGACACAAAUGGCCAUGCAAAGUCGAUUCGAGGAAGAGUUCUUCGCCCGUGAUGGUCUUGCGCAGGGGUGA
This is a messenger RNA of Aspergillus alliaceus, 1188 nucleotides long. RefSeq names its product COP9 signalosome complex subunit 6. The transcript has 3 exons. Gene Ontology annotation, biological process: protein deneddylation. Gene Ontology annotation, cellular component: COP9 signalosome. Gene Ontology annotation, molecular function: metallopeptidase activity; protein binding. Bases 1 to 1188 code for a protein of 395 amino acids. Lineage: Eukaryota; Fungi; Ascomycota; Eurotiomycetes; Eurotiales; Aspergillaceae. The record is from RefSeq and is a predicted model, not a curated record.